AGUCAGCGUCGGCGGAGUCGCGGCCGUUUCAAUUCGUGCUCGUUCGUUCAGGUCGCGUUCAUCGGACAGCCAAAAUUGUGCGUGCGUGUCCCGAAUGAUGAUCUUCCUCGUGACACGUCGUCCUGAGACGUGCUCUCGCGUGGGGUUCGCGUUGAAAAUUGGCUAAGGUUUCCUUGCGAAACUCCGCGCACUUAACGCGCGGCCGCCUGCGAAAGGCUGUUUAGACAAAUCGUAAUGAUCGAAUGAAUCGGUCCGUGGAAUCCUUUCGAAGGUAAAGCGCAAUUAAAUGCCCGUCCGUGACGUUCGCUCUAGCCGAUUAUACGACGCGGAUACCCACCGUCGCAUACCUGAAUUGAUAAUAGAAGUCGCGGUAACACACGGAGAGAGAAUCGGUGAAGUUAUCACCGCCGUUGGAUGCAUGGGGAAGAUGGAGAAAUACGAGAAUAUCGAGGUGGUGGGCGAGGGGAGUUACGGCAUCGUGAUGAAGUGCAGGCACCGGGAGACCGGGCAAAUGGUGGCGAUCAAGAAGUUCUGGGAGACGGAGGAGGAUCUGCAGGUGCGGAAACUGGCGUUUCGCGAGAUAAGGAUGCUGAAGAAAUUGCAUCACGAGAAUCUGGUGAGCAUGAUCGAGGUUUUCCGCCGAAGGAAACGGCUCUAUCUCGUGUUCGAGUACCUCGACCACACGGUGCUCGACGAAUUGGAGCAGACCGGCGGCGGCCUCGACUGGGGAAAGUCGAGGAAAUAUAUUUUCCAAAUAUUACGAGGCCUGGACUUCUGUCACAAUCACAAAAUCAUGCAUCGCGACAUAAAACCCGAGAACGUGCUGGUGUCGCCGAACGGCGUGAUCAAGCUCUGCGACUUCGGCUUCGCCCGUUACGUCACAGGACCCAACGAGUCCUGCACCGAUUACGUGGCGACCCGGUGGUAUCGAGCACCCGAACUCCUCAUCGGGGAUUCCCGAUACGGUAGAGCGAUCGACGUUUGGGCGGCAGGGUGUCUUUACGCCGAGAUGAUGACCGGCCAGCCGCUCUUCCCCGGCGAGAGCGACGUCGACCAGCUGUACCGCAUCACGAAGAUGUUCGGUCCCCCGUGCGGCAAGAAUCAUUCAUCAUUGAAAGGCAACGGCAGCGGCCGCGUGAUUCGGCAUACAAAUCCCGACGAGCUGUCGGGUGCUCCGCGAUCCGGAAUGGCGUCUCUGCGAAGUCUCUUCCCCACGUGGAGCUCGGUGACGGUCGACUUCCUGGCGCAAUGUCUUCGUACAAAUCCCGACCUCAGGCCCAGGUGCUUCGCGCUGCUGCAGCACCCGUUGUUCUCGCAGGACGGCUUCGCCGACAAGUUCCUCGACGAGCUGCGACGGUUAAUCGCGAAAGAAUCCGCGAUGAAUCUGCUAGCGACCAAGAGGACGGAAACGUCCUCCAGAAUCUAUCGCAGCAGCAUCGGGAGGUGGCAGAUGACGCUGAUCAAAGAGAAGAGGUCGACGAACAAUACCGCGGAGCCCGCGGAGGCUGCGGAGAACGAGGAGUCGCAGGGGGAUAGAGUUGAUCGGCCGUCGCCGCCGCAGAUCAAUCGGCCGCGCGACGCGCGUUACUGCGGACCGGUCUCGGUGAUACCGAACACUACGUACAUUCGACGCUUGGAGCACAAGGGGCUCUUAAUUCCGAACGCGAAGGGCUGCGUCUUGCCCGCUCUGACGUCGAAGACGAACGCCAAGAGGAAAAGGCUCGAUCUUCCCUGUGUGAAAAAUCGCUGAGAGGGAUCGCCGAAGACGCGAUUUUUCUUCUUUUUUUUUCUAAUAAUAUUAUUA
This is a messenger RNA of Dinoponera quadriceps, 1804 nucleotides long. RefSeq names its product cyclin-dependent kinase-like 4. Gene Ontology annotation, biological process: protein phosphorylation. Gene Ontology annotation, cellular component: nucleus. NCBI's taxonomy places the organism in Eukaryota, Metazoa, Arthropoda, Insecta, Hymenoptera, Formicidae. The transcript has 5 exons. The coding region runs from base 287 to 1750 and encodes 487 amino acids. Gene Ontology annotation, molecular function: cyclin-dependent protein serine/threonine kinase activity; ATP binding. The record is from RefSeq and is a predicted model, not a curated record.